Messenger RNA from Triticum urartu, 882 nucleotides. Lineage: Eukaryota; Viridiplantae; Streptophyta; Magnoliopsida; Poales; Poaceae. The record is from RefSeq and is a predicted model, not a curated record.
AUGGAGACGGCUCGCCGGAGACAUGCUGGAGCCGCCGGCCUUGCCUUCGCUUCGGCCAUCCUUGUGAUCUUCGCCUUCUCAUGUGUGGAAUCUAAACCGGCGCGGGCGCGAACGCCAGGGGAUGCGUCUGGACCGGCGUCGGCACCUGCCCAUGCGCCUGCGUCUGGGCCUGCUCAGGCGGUAGCUUCUCACGCUCUGUUCAACUACGAGGAGAAAGACCCAACUGGGCCUGACCAAUGGGCCAAGCUGAAUAAGGCCUGGGCUGCCUGUGGCGACGGCAAGAAGCAGUCCCCGAUCGACAUCUGCAAAGUGAAGAUCGACAAGGACAUGGGCCCUCUGGGGCAGACCUACAAGUCAAGCGCCUGCACACUGGAAAACCGCGGGCACGACUUCAUGCUGCAAUGGAAAGGUGGGAAUGGCAAGCUGACGAUCGAGAAGAAGGAUUACGUGCUCCAGCAGGAUAGGUUCGACAUGGAGUUGCACAUGGUCCACGAGGACUCCAGCAAGGCGCGCGCCGUCAUCUCCGUGCUCUACUCCACCAAAGAGGCCGGCGACCCCGACAAGACGCUGACUGAUCUGGCGCCAUAUUUCAAGAGGCUCGCCGGCAAGGACAACGAGGACGAGGACGUGAAGGAGCCCGUUGAUCCGUCCGUCUGGCUCGACAAGGCCUCGGGCUACUACAGAUACGACGGCUCCCUCACCACGCCGCCUUGCACCGAAGGGGUUCUUUGGAACAUCCUCAGCAAGGUAAAACACGUAUCAAAGGAGCAUAUCAAGAUGAUGGAGUCGGUGAGCGAGGAACCUGAGCCAAAUGACCGGCCGGCUCAGAAAAUGAAUGGUCGAGUUGUUCGCUACUUUGAAGGCGAAGAAGCAAAAGAUUGA